AUGGGGAUAUAUUUUAGAAGAAGUGGAGCCAAAGAGGGGAAAGAGGACGUGGAGGUGGUGACAAUCUAUUAUUUCUUCAUUCCCAACAUCCCCAGCCAAGGUGUAAUUCUUAUUUCAAGUUUAUUUGCCUUCAAGCUUCCUGUACUUCUCAAAACAGUAAAAAUAGCUGACUUCAGAGGCCAGCAAACUGCAUACUUAACUACCCGGCAGAAGAUAAGUGUUUUGCAGAUUUAUCUGGACAGAGAUUUCUUCUGCCAUCAGAUGUCUUUCUGCCUGACUGAACUGCGCUUGUGGUCUUUGAAGAAUACCUUACACAUUGGGGACAGAGACAUCGGGAUUUACCAGUAUUACGACAAGAAAGAUCCGCCAGUGACAGAACAUGGUAACUUAGAAGAAAAGCAGAAGCUGGCAGAAUCACGAGAUUAUCCUUGGACGCUCAAAAACAGGCGCCCAGAAAAGCUUCGAGAUUCACUCAAGGAGUUGGAGGAGCUGAUGCAAAACAGUCAGUGUGUGCUGAGCAAAUGGAAGAACAAAUAUGUCUGUCAGCUCCUCUUUGGUUCAGGUGUGUUGGUGUCGCUAGGCCUUUCUGGGCCGCAGCUGGAGAAAGUGGUGAUUGACAGAAGCCUGGUGGGGAAGCUCAUCUCAGACACCAUCAGUGAUGCUCUUCUUACAGAUAGUUUUAUCAUCUUAUCAUUUUUGGCACAAAACAAACUAUGUCUUAUUCAGUUUACCAAGAAGAUAGGUUCUCCUGAUGUAAACAAAAGACUGGAAAAACUCUCAGCCUUGGAUUAUAAGAUUUCCUAUUAUGAAAUACCUGGCCCAGUAAACAGGACAACAGAGCGUCAUCUAGCUAUCAAUUGUGUUCAGGAUAUGGUUGUUUGCUGGUGGCCCCUGUACAGUGAUGAUGCUUGGCCUUGGGCCCCUAUUUCUUCUGAGAAGGACAGAGCCAAUCUGCUGCUCCUGGGUCAUGCUCAGGGAAGACUGGAGGUUCUGAGUUCUAUCCGGACGGAAUGGAACCCACUGGAUGUUCAUUUUGGCACCAAACAGCCUUAUCAGGUGCUCACAGUAGAGGGCUCCAUCAGUGGAGACAAAGAGCCCAUGGCUGACAGCUGUGUUUAUGAGUGUGUUCGGAACAAGAUCCAGUGUGUGUCACUCACCAGAAUACCACUAAGAUCGAAGGCCAUCAGCUGCUGCAGGAAUGUUACUGAAGACAAACUGAUUCUAGGCUGUGAAGAUUCUUCGGUAAUUCUUUAUGAAGCUCACCGUAGAGUGACGCUCUUAGUCCAGGCUGAUCUUUUGCCUUCAUUAAUAAGCUGCCACCCAAGCGGCGCCAUUCUGAUAGUUGGCAGCAACCAAGGGGAGCUGCAAAUUUUUGAUAUGGCUCUGUCCCCUAUUAACAUCCAGCUCUUGGCUGAAGACCGCUCACCCAGGGCAACGCUGCAAUUCAAUAAAUACUUUGAUGUUGCCAGUAGUCUUGUUCAGAUGCAGUGGAUAGCACCUCAGGGUGUUUCUCAGAAGCCUGAAAGUGAGGACAUUUAUGAUCUCCUCUUCCUUAGGUUUGACAGAGGACCUUUGGGUGUGCUUUUGUUUAAAUUUGGUAUCUUUACACGAGGACAGCUGAGCCUGGUGGACAUAAUCUUCCAGUACAUUCAGUGUGAUGAGAUCUGUGAGGCAAUAAACAUCCUAAGCAGCAUGAACUGGAACACUCUGGGCCACCAGUGCUUUAUCAGCAUGAGCGCCAUUGUAAACCAUCUUCUCAGACAAAAGCUCACUCCAGAGAGAGAAGCACAGCUUGAGGCAAGCCUUGGAACCUUCUAUGCUCCAACAAGACCACUCCUGGAUACAACUAUAUUGGAAUAUAGAGACCAAAUCAGCAAAUAUGCAAGGAGAUUCUUCCACCACUUGCUCAGGUACCAGAGAUUUGAAAAGGCAUUUCUCUUAGCUGUUGACAUUGGUGCUCGUGACCUGUUUAUGGACAUCCAUUACCUUGCCCUAGAUAAGGGUGAACUGGCACUAGCUGAAGUGGCAAGGAAAAGAGCUAGUGACAUUGAUACAGAAUCAAUAACCUCUGGAGUUGAACUCCUGGGGCCCUUGGACAGAGGGGAUAUGCUAAAUGAAGCUUUUCUUGGUCUAUCAUUAGCACCUGAAGGGGAAGACACAUUUCCAGAUAACCUUCCUCCCUCUGGUUCAAUCCACAGACAUAUUAUUCAACAAAGAACACUGAAUGGCUCUUCUAAUAGACAAGUAACUGACAGAAGGAGUGAACUUGAAAAAGACACCUGUCCUGGAUUUUUGAUGACUAAGACCUGUAAUGCAGAAGAUAACAGUAUUCAAGGUAACCGAAGUAUUCAAAUUAUAACAGAAAAACCAAGUUAUAGCUUUGAAGAGUUUGCAGUAAAUAAAAUUAGAAAACCUGACCAUUUCCAGUUGGUAUCUUAUAAGACUGCUCUUGGUUGA
Molecule: messenger RNA, 2457 nt
Organism: Trichechus manatus latirostris (Florida manatee)
Lineage: Eukaryota; Metazoa; Chordata; Mammalia; Sirenia; Trichechidae
Gene: WDPCP
Product: WD repeat containing planar cell polarity effector
Exons: 18
Coding region: 1-2457 (818 amino acids)
Biological process (GO): establishment of protein localization; cilium organization; nervous system development
Cellular component (GO): axonemal basal plate
Molecular function (GO): protein binding
Source: RefSeq, a predicted model, not a curated record